AUGUUGGAAUAUUUUCAGAAAGGGGCUCCAAAAGAAAUUGUUGAAGAUAGAGAAUUUGUGUUAAGUGUUGCCAAACUCAAUGGUCUUGCUGUUGUUGGAUCCGAUUACUCACCAUUUCGCAAUGACAGGGACAUCAUGUUAGAAGCAAUGAAGAACAAUGGAUAUGCGUUGAAUUUUGCGAGUGAUGAGUUGAAAAAUGAUGCUGAUUUGGUGAUGGAAGCUCUCAAAUGCCAUGGCUUUGUGUUGAAGUAUAGUGAUGAAUUGUUGCAGCAAAGGAUGGAACAUUGUUAUUUUGGUGCUUAUUUGGGAACACCUUAA
This is a messenger RNA of Naegleria fowleri, 318 nucleotides long. RefSeq lists its product as uncharacterized. The coding region runs from base 1 to 318 and encodes 105 amino acids. Lineage: Eukaryota; Heterolobosea; Eutetramitea; Acrasida; Naegleriidae. The record is from RefSeq and is a predicted model, not a curated record. The transcript has a single exon.